CCUCUCCACGCUUCUGACCUGCAGUCAAACCAGCGGGACACUUUGUCAAGAAAGAAGCGCUCCAUGAAGAAAUCCAGCACACUGUUGUUCUCUUCAGAAACUAACCACAUCUCGUUGUCCCGCUCUUGCCGACGCUUGUCUGUGAGCACUCACAGGGAUUAACGGGGGGGGACUAAAGAGGGAUGGAGCAAUCCCGUUAAAGUUGAAGGCAGGAGAGGUCUAUCUGUCUGCGUGUCUGUCUGUCGGCGGCAGGCAGAGCGGCUCCUCCGGUGUUCCUCCGGUGCUUCAAACACGCUGAGUGAGCGGCCGUGCCCGCCUCGGUGGAGAUGGGCUGCGGCUUGCGGAAACUGGAAGACCCGGAGGACAGCAGCCCCGGGAAAAUCUACUCCACCUUGAAGAGACCACAAGUUGAGAGCAAAACGGAUACUGUGUACGAGUAUGUGCUGCUCGACUUCAGUUUGGAAGGCAGCCGUCCCACCGUGCAGUAUGUGGCUUCACUUUCCGAGCUGCCCCAGGCCCUGCUGCCGUACUACACACAAGGCUACGUCCUGGCUGCCUUGCACCCCAUCAUCCUGUCUGUGGGCCGAACCCGCUCACUGCCCUUCAGCCUGCUGUACCGCGCCAUCCUGGCCCGUCCCAGACCCAGUAAGCAGACGGCGUCCAUGUGUCACAGUGUGCCAGUGUUGAGGGUGGAGGAGUGGCCAUUACCUGGAGAGUCACUGACGGGCGACACGGUCAGAGCGCUCAUCGACAGGGUGAACAGCAGCGCCCGCGGGGGCGUUCGGUUUAUUGGCUCGGUCCUUCAGCAGGUGAGCGGGAUCACCAAUGGUAGGGUGCACAGUCCGAAGAGAAGCUGCCGCUCCCCUCCACGAACCCCUCCUGGAACGCCUCCUGGAGACAGAGAGCUGGAGGAAAACACCUACAGUCCUGACUUGAGGUUGCUGGUCUUCUUUCACUCCUGGGCUCCAGGCUGCGCUCCUCUGGACUCACUGGCCUGUCAGUACCACCAGGGGGCGCUCUCCAUGCGCGUUUCCAGGAAGGGCCAGGUUGUCAGCGCCCUGGAAGCUGAUUGGCUGGAGCUGACUGCCGCCUACUACCGCAAAGGCUGGUCAUUGGUGGACUCCUUUGUCUACUGGGACACACCUAAAGGCGAGCCGGUUCCCAGAUCACUGGAGGGAUUGUUUGUGUAUGAGGAGAGGAGCACCUCUCCUCCUGCCAAUGACACCAUCGUCGUCGAGCAGUGGACUGUCAUCGAGGGCUCAAAUGUGAAGACAGACUAUGGGCCACUGCUUCACACUCUGGCUGAGUUUGGUUGGCUGCUCACCUGUGUGCUGCCCACUCCCAUCAUCCGACACGACAGUGAUGGGAACCUGGCCACUAAGCAGGUAGUGUUUCUCCAGAGGCCAGUCAGAAGUCAGGCAGCAGGACAACAGAGGAACCAGGUGCAGUUCAGGGGCGACGUGAAAGAGUCGGAGUUGUUCAUUACAAACGUCAGGACCGUGACUGGAGUACUUAAUGAAACACAAGGCUUUGUCCACACACAGCGAAGUGUCCAGUCGCUCUGUAAGCCGUGCGGUCAGCAGCCCCGUCCCUCAGGACGAGCUGUCUCCAACUGCUGGAGGCAUCGGGGGCUUCCCGGUGUUUGGAGGGGGGUACCCCGGCGCCCUGUCUCACCUGGAGGAAGGUGGCUUUGAGCAGGAAGAGGGAAAAGCUGAAGUCACCUGUAUGUAAGCAGGGGAAAAACAGGGAUGCAGUCUCUCCCUGAUCCAGGUUGAGGAUUUCAGCAUUGCUGGGUUACUGACAAGAACAUUUAAGUGAGCCAAUUCACUGGCCAUCACGUUCAUGACCCCAUUCCUUUUAACAGACUUUAAAGUAGAAGAACUUGGCACUUUUUUAAAAAAAAUGUUGUUUUUUUUGUUUUUUUUAAUGAAGCCAUAAUGAGAAUGAGGUAUUAUUUAGAAGUGGAUCUGUGUCCAAACUUUUCUACAGAUUAGUUGGCAAGAGAAAAACUAGUCACACUUCACACAUAUUUAAAUCCAUUUUUAGGGGAUUUCCAACCUCUGAUCAGUUCAGGUGCUUAUAGAAAAUGGUUAAAGUCCUAAAAAAAAAAAGCACAAACACUUGCACAGAUUUCUGCACAUUAUGGAAACAGCACCGGUGGUGAAAUGAGGGAAAGAGGUUCUGUUUGCUUUUCGAUCCAGCUGUCGUCUUAGCCACUUUGAUUUGCAUUCCUUCAGAGCUUAACAUGUUUUUGUUUCUCUCCAAGAUGCUUGAACACCCUCACAUCAGCUUCCCCUUUACACUCCGGCUGUGUCAGAGUGACACAGUGACACAGGUCAGGUGCUGCUUUGUCCCUGCAGCUUCUCUCUGAAGCACGAUCAUCCAGACGACCGUCACAGUUUCUGUGUACAUUGGUACUGACAAUAUGCCGGCUGACCUGAGUGAAGGUGCUGGCUGCCUAAGACAGUACAUGCAGAUUACAGUAUUUUUUUUGGGUGGGGGGGGGGUCUUGAGGAUUUAGUUCUUUGGAAUUACAGGUGCACUGAGUAACAGUAUUGCAAACUGGAGACGUUAUUUGCACCAUUUCAUAUCAGCGCGUUCCCUUGAUGUCAUAAACAUUCUGGUAAUGCAUAUGGCUUAUCAUGCAUAUCUGCCACAAUGUCACUGUACUUAUCUUCUUAAGUCAAAAAUGCUGCUUUACAGCUUACAAGGUACUGGCAAUACACAGCUCUCUCUGUAAUGGAUGACGUUCUUCAAAAACAAACAACUUAUUACACUAAAACAACGACAACUGUAUUUUUUAGGGGAAAAAAGGUGUAGGUGUUAGGAAGUACCACUGCACAGGUGUUACAAUGUUUGAUCGAGUCCUUGGCGGCUGUGGAAUGAGCUGCGUGAAGACAGAAUGUUGGUUGGAGAAAAAGUGAAAAAAGUCUGAAAAAUGUCUGGAGGUACGGAGUUAGAAAGACAAAGCUGACUGAAGUGUCAGCGGUUGAGUUGCAUUGUGGGUAAUGAAGGCAACAGGUUUUGACAAGGAAGAGCUUUUCAAAUGAAAGAUACUUCUAGUUCUGUAUCGAUUUUGAUACUUUUUUUUUUUAAAAAAGAAGAGAUGUCCAUCCUCAGUCUGACAGUGUUAUACAGAGGAGAAUUUGUGAUAAAUCUGUGGAGUACUCUUAAUUCUAUGAACGGGACGCAGUUGCUUUUCAAGGAGGACACUGUUCCCUCAAAUAUUAUCUUAGAUGUUAGUAUUUGUAAUUGUAAUUUCAUCUAAUUGUGAUGCAUGUUGUUUUGCUUUCGGGGGGAUAAGGGAUCGGCUGCACAUAAAGUGUAGUUCAGGUAUUCAGUGAUGUACACACCGCCCAGGUUUGACUCAGACACAUUUUAAAUGGAUACAUUGAGCUAAACAAACUUCCCAUCAGGGUUUACCAAAUGUCAGUAUUAUUCCUGCCUUUCCUUCUUGGAGAUUUGUACAUUUUGCCUCCUUUAUCAGUGGUUUUUUUUAUAUAUUGUAUUAAACAUUUAUUUCCCAUG
Messenger RNA from Scatophagus argus, 3528 nucleotides. RefSeq names its product raftlin family member 2 (gene rftn2). NCBI's taxonomy places the organism in Eukaryota, Metazoa, Chordata, Actinopteri, Scatophagidae. Bases 327 to 1694 code for a protein of 455 amino acids. The transcript is spliced from 10 exons. The record is from RefSeq and is a predicted model, not a curated record.